AUGGGGGAAACUCCUGUUGUCUCGUUCUCAUUGACCCACGUACAUUAUAACCCCAACGACCCCCUUUCCUUUAUCUCCGCUUGGCUCGCUCUCGUACCACAGGCACUAUGUGUGGCCUAUGUCACCCUUAUUUGGUCUUCGAGGGAAGUGGAGGUGCUCCUGAUGUUUGCUGGUCAGAUGGGCUGCGAGGCAUUAAACUUUAUCCUGAAACGGAUUAUCAAAGAGCAGCGACCAAAACAAAUGUUCGGUAAGGGUUACGGUAUGCCAUCGUCCCAUGCCCAGUUCGCGUUUUACUUUGCGGUAUAUCUGGCACUUUUUCUUCUUUUCCGGCACGCCCCGACUCUCCCUCCCUCCGAAGCAAAGCUCCGCUUCUUUAUCCGGUUAAUGCUUGCCCUGGGAGCAUGCUUCGGCGCUGGCGCCGUGGCUCUCAGUCGUGUCUACUUGAACUACCAUACCCCAAAGCAGGUGUUGGUAGGAUGUAUCGUUGGAGUUGGAUGUGCCUUCGCUUGGUUCCUUGCAACCGAGAUUCUUCGCACGCAAGGGUGGAUUGACUGGACGUUGGAUCUGGCAAUGCCCAGACUUCUGAAACUACGAGAUUUGGCGGUAAGUGAAGAUAUUGCUGAGGCUGGAUGGCAACGGUGGGAAGCGAGACGGAAGUUGAGACGGCGAGGACAUAGUGACCAUCUGCCACCGAAGUCAGAUUGA
Aspergillus tanneri is the source of this 705-nucleotide messenger RNA. RefSeq names its product phosphatase PAP2 family protein. Gene Ontology annotation, biological process: lipid biosynthetic process; protein N-linked glycosylation. The coding region runs from base 1 to 705 and encodes 234 amino acids. The transcript is spliced from 3 exons. Gene Ontology annotation, cellular component: intracellular membrane-bounded organelle; endoplasmic reticulum membrane. Gene Ontology annotation, molecular function: dolichyldiphosphatase activity. The record is from RefSeq and is a predicted model, not a curated record. Lineage: Eukaryota; Fungi; Ascomycota; Eurotiomycetes; Eurotiales; Aspergillaceae.